CGGACUACACGGCGCAUCAUGGAGGAGGGUGCACUCUGGGUAAAGGUGGGCUUAUUUGAGGGUGUAGUGCGAGGAUUUGAGGAGGCUGACACAGUGUGGGCAAGGAUAGAGUAGUAAGGGUACAUUUUUGAGGUGGUGUCGGGCUUGUCCCGCAUGUAAAUAUCUUGCAAAACUAUGGAGUUUUUGGGAGUCUUUCCCCUUCUUCUUUAACGAAUGAUACGCACAGUCGCACACUCGUGCGUAUUCGAAAAAAAAUAUUUCAAAUUUGUUGAACAGUACAGCUGUCAACUUACGUUGAGUGUCCCUCAAAAAAAAAAACUUAUGUUGAGUGUCCAAAAUUUUCCUAUUUUUUUAUCAGAUAUAAUUUUUUCCAACUACAGCCGAGCUGACGCAGAGCAAAGUCUUCCGACCUUACAAAUAGUCCAGGCCUCUUCGCACAUCUAACAGGAAAAAAAUGGCCGACUCCUCCACGCCGCACUCCAACGGUUGUGCCGUCGCCGGCGCCGAUGAGGAGAAGCCCUCCGUGCCCCGUUCCCUGGCGCCGCCGCGGAAGGUGGCGCUGGUGACGGGCAUCACGGGGCAGGACGGGAGCUACCUGACGGAGCUGCUCCUGUCCAAGGGGUACGAGGUGCACGGCCUCAUCCGCCGCUCCUCCAACUUCAACACCCAGCGGCUUGACCACAUCUACCACGACCCGCAGGAGAUACCCUCCGCCGCCCGCCCGCCGAUGCUCCUCCACUAUGCCGACCUCUCUGACUCCUCCUCCCUCCGCCGCGCGCUCGACCACGUCCUCCCCGACGAGGUCUACAACCUCGCCGCGCAGUCCCACGUGGCCGUCUCCUUCGAGGUCCCGGGCUACACCGCGGACGUCACAGCCACCGGCGCGCUCCGCCUACUCGAGGCUGUCCGCCUCUCCGCCAAGCCCAUGCGCUACUACCAGGCCGGGUCCUCCGAGAUGUUCGGCUCGACCCCGCCGCCGCAGAGUGAGACCACGCCCUUCUACCCGCGGUCACCCUACGCGGCCGCCAAGGUCGCCGCGCACUGGUACACCGUCAACUACCGCGAGGCCUACGGCCUCUUCGCCUGCAACGGCGUGCUCUUCAACCACGAGUCCCCCCGCCGCGGCGAGAACUUCGUCACCCGCAAGAUCACCCGUGCCGUCGGCCGCAUCAAGGUGGGGCUCCAGGCCAAGGUCUUCCUCGGCAAUCUCUCCGCCGCCAGGGAUUGGGGCUUCGCCGGGGAUUACGUCGAGGCCAUGUGGCUCAUGCUCCAGCAGGACAAGCCUGACGACUAUGUCGUCGCCGCCGAGGAGUGCCACACCGUGGAGGAGUUCUUGCAGGCUGCUUUUGGGUACGCCGGCCUCAACUGGAAGGAUCAUGUGGUCAUUGACAAGAAGUACUUUCGCCCUUCCGAGGUGGACUGCCUUCAGGGAGAUUCAUCCAAGUCGAGGAGAGUGCUUGGGUGGAAGCCCAAGCUUGGCUUCCAGCAGCUAGUGGAGAUGAUGGUAGAUAACGACAUCGAGCUCGCCACGAAGGAGAAGGUCCUUGUGGAUGCUGGGUACCGCGACACCUAGCCUUGGAGGGGAUUAUCUUCCACAAAAUCUUUUACAAAGAUGGUCGUCGUAAGCGAUUUCAUUCACCACCCAAGCUUUCGAGGGAAAGGACCAGAUUGCACUUUUAAAAAUCAAGUCCUUUUUUUUUUUGCGGGGAUUUAAAAAUCAAGUCCAGGGGCUUUAUUGCAAAGUUCUUGGGCUUUGUUGUAAUUUUGUUUUCCUAUUUGGUCCAAGGUAGACAAUCAUUCAGUUUGUGUACAUUCGCCCUCAUCUCGCCGGACUGGAUCGUUGGGGUGAUCGGAGAGGCUUGAAGUCUUCGUCUUGCUAAUUCAAUACUUUGUUAUCAAUGA
Molecule: messenger RNA, 1902 nt
Organism: Aegilops tauschii subsp. strangulata
Lineage: Eukaryota; Viridiplantae; Streptophyta; Magnoliopsida; Poales; Poaceae
Product: GDP-mannose 4,6 dehydratase 1-like
Biological process (GO): 'de novo' GDP-L-fucose biosynthetic process
Molecular function (GO): GDP-mannose 4,6-dehydratase activity
Source: RefSeq, a predicted model, not a curated record